Pseudophryne corroboree (corroboree frog) is the source of this 384-nucleotide messenger RNA. Its product is annotated as gastrotropin-like. Gene Ontology annotation, biological process: fatty acid transport. Gene Ontology annotation, cellular component: nucleus; cytosol. The coding region runs from base 1 to 384 and encodes 127 amino acids. The record is from RefSeq and is a predicted model, not a curated record. Gene Ontology annotation, molecular function: fatty acid binding. NCBI's taxonomy places the organism in Eukaryota, Metazoa, Chordata, Amphibia, Anura, Myobatrachidae. The transcript is spliced from 4 exons.
AUGAGUUUUACUGGAAGAUACGAAGUGGAGAGUGAAGAGAACUAUGAGACCUUCAUGCAGACAAUUGGUAUUCCAGCAGAAACCAUCCAAAAAGGAAAAAAUUUCAAAUUCACCACUGAGGUAGUGCAGAAUGGCAAUGACUUCACCUGGUCCCAGCUCUUCCCAGGCCAUACUAUUACUAACAGGUUCACAGUUGGGAAGGAGUCAGAUAUGGCGACUGCGAGUGGUAAAAAAUUUAAAGCAACCGUCCAGCUUGAAGAUGGGAAAAUAGUGGUGGAUUUUGGCAAAUACAAGCACUCAUCUGAAAUUGUAGGAGGAAAUCUGGUGGAGAUAUCAGAAGCUGGUGGUGUUACUUUCAAGAGGAUCAGCAGAAGAUUGGCUUAA